Molecule: messenger RNA, 2833 nt
Organism: Bicyclus anynana (squinting bush brown)
Lineage: Eukaryota; Metazoa; Arthropoda; Insecta; Lepidoptera; Nymphalidae
Product: phospholipid phosphatase 2
Exons: 7
Coding region: 380-1393 (337 amino acids)
Biological process (GO): phospholipid dephosphorylation; phospholipid metabolic process; signal transduction
Molecular function (GO): phosphatidate phosphatase activity
Source: RefSeq, a predicted model, not a curated record
AGUCGUCUCUCGAUACAUGGACGGCGCGCGCGCCAUACGCAACUGUCAAGUCAGUCCAACACUUACUCUUUGAGUCAGUCCUUCGACAAUAUCACAAGUAGGAACACUUAAGUCACACAUUUCGAUCUUAAAUACGGUAUUUUUAAUAGUUUUUAACUAAAAACUAAACAAUAAUACAGUUUUCCAUCAAUUUUUUCAAGUAAAAUAUCAAUUUGUGCGAUUUGAUCGUAAUUUAUAAAAAAAAUCGUUUUGAAGUGUUAAAUUUCGUAUUUUUUCAACAAUAUUCAAUUAAAUAUUAACAAGUGUCUAAUUAUUUACAAAAUAUAAGUGUGAAAGUGGUGUUUUUUAAGUUAUUUCUUCGUGUUUUGUGUGUUUUACAAUGGGUGCCUUGGAUUGUGUCAGCAAAUGUAAUACAGUAAAGCCGACAGUCAGUACAGAGGUUUUUACUGUUAAUAUGAAUUCGCAGACAUCGUUAAAUGAACCGAGAAAAGACGUGGAGUCCCAACUGAUACACGAACAGACUAAUCAAACGACGCACAGACUACGAUGGUUCCUCGGUGUUGAUAUACCUCUUCUUUUAAUAGUAUUGCUUCUCAUUGGACUAUUCGAAUUAGGAGUGAUACCACACUACAAGAAUGGAUUCUUCUGCAACGAUCCUGCUCUCUCCUUCCCAUUCAGAGGAGACACGGUGUCUACAGAGGUUAUCGUGUCCACGAUAAUACUUCUACCAUUUGCAGUAAUAUUCAUAACAGAAUUAAUCCUCAUCGAGUCAGCGUGUGAGAUGCGAACGAAGCUCAAGUACGUGUCACGUAGAACAGCCAUACUGUACAGGAACUACGUCUACGGGAUGUUCUUCAACCUGAUGACCGUAGAAGUGAUGAAAGGCAUCACCGGUAGCCCGAGGCCGACGUUCUUCGAUAUUUGCGAACCGGACACACUCAAAACUUGUAAUGGAUCUGAGUACGUCAGCACAUUCGAAUGCACUUCAACAAGAUUCGCGAAGUGGUACCAGACCGACUCCUACCACAGCUUCCCUUCAGGACACACUUCCUUGUCAGUCUACUGCGGAUUCUUUAUGGCUUGGUACCUCCAACAACGCGCGUUCAACUGGCGCCACCGGACGGUGUUCCUCGUCCCGCUGGUGCAGCUCAUCUGCAUCAGCUAUGCCGCCAUCUGCUCGCUGACCAGGAUCACUGACCACCGGCACCACUGGUGGGACGUGCUCGUGGGCGCUGGGAUCGGUGUCGGCACUUUGUUGUUUACCGUGUUGGUUCUAUGCAACAACUUCAAGCGAAGACCUCAUAAAGCUCUGGAGAGUAAUCCAAUGACUGACAGCCAGCACACUGUUCGGACUUUAGUGUUUGACGCGCCACAACCGUCUUCGCCUUUAUAGUGUUCUGCAUAGAUAACCUAACUUUGUUCUGGAUAUCCGUGAACUAACUGUUUUAUUGAAAUGAGUGAACUUUCUCUGUUCUCGAUAUCCGGGUGUUGCAUUAUUAAAGUCAGUCAACCCUCUCUGUUCUGGAUAUCCAGGCACUGUUCGAUUUAAGUCAGUCAACCGUCUCUGUUCUGGAUAUCCGGGAACUGUAUUAUUUAAGUCAGUCAACCCUGUCUGCUACGGAUGUCCGGGUACUGCUUUAUUUAAGUCAGUCAACCCUCUCUGUUCUGGAUAUCCGAGUACCUACUGUUUUAUUUAAGUCAGUUAACCGUCACUGUUCUGGAUAUACGGGUACUGUUUUUAUUUAAGUCAGUUAACCAUAUAUGUUCUGUAUAUUCGGGCACUGUUUUAUAUUAAUCAGUCAACCCUCUCUGUUCUGGAUAUAUUCGGGUACUGUUUUAUUUGAGUCAGUCAAUCCUCUCUGUUCUGGAUAUCCGAGUACCUACUGUUUUAUUUAAGUCAGUCAACCGUCUCUGUUCUGGAUAUACGGGUACUGUUUUAUAUAAGUAAGUCAUUAUUCGGCAUUAUUGAUACAAUUGGAAGUAUUAAAACUAUAGGUAAGUUGAUAAAUUUGAAUUGACAUAAAAUGUGAAUAGGUAGAUUUUUUGUAGAAAUUUAUGUUGUAGAUAUUUUGGUUUUUAUUUACCAAUAUAUUAUAUUUAAAAAUGAAUAUACUUAUGUUAGUAUCUAAAACAGAAAACAGCUUGAUGAAUUUGAAACAUCAUUCCUUUUUAUUUCGACUGUGACUACAGGAGAGGUUAAAAAAAAUAUAGGGAAUAGCCAGCAGAAACUCGAAAAAUCCCAUAAUAUUGUAGACCGUAAUGUUCCCGUUCCUGUGGGAAUACGGGAAUAAUAAAUAAAGCUUUCUAUUGGUAAAAGAAUUUACAUAAUCUGCUUACUAGAUCCAAAGAUUACCCCUACAACCUCACAAUCUUUAUCUCUUUAUAAUUGGAGAUUAAACGAACUUACCUGAAGUGAAGUUCUAUGUUGAAUAAACGAGUCGUCUUUUCUGAAGAUGUUCUUUAUAUUUUAGUAAAUAGUAUAGUAAUACACAAUCGCAUAUUUUACUUGCGUACAUUCAUAGACAAUCAGUGCGUUUAAGUUGUGGGUAUACUAGUAGGUCAAAAAAUAUAUUAUAAUUUAUUCGUGCCUUUUUUAUUGAAGUUAUUAUAAAGUAUUUUUUGUCAAAAAUUAAUCUGUGAUUUUAUUGUAUAAAGACAUUAUUAAUAUAGCUAGAAUUAAAAUAAUAAAUCGAUUAAAUUAUGUGUUUAAGAUUAAGUUAUUAAAGUUUUUGAGUAUUGUUUUAAGUUGUAUACAUUUUUUGUAAUGUUAGGUAGACUAUUUAAAAUUUACAUACAUACUUAUUUUUUUUUUAAUUAUAAUAUAUACACAGGA